Molecule: messenger RNA, 537 nt
Organism: Aspergillus clavatus NRRL 1
Lineage: Eukaryota; Fungi; Ascomycota; Eurotiomycetes; Eurotiales; Aspergillaceae
Product: translation machinery-associated protein 16
Exons: 3
Coding region: 1-537 (178 amino acids)
Cellular component (GO): nucleus
Source: RefSeq, a predicted model, not a curated record
AUGCCGAAGUCAUUUGCAAAAGUGCAUAAGCACAUUUCGAAGAAAAGAGGUGUCAUAGAGGCCCUUCACGAGAACAGCAGAGAUGCGAAGAGAUUGCGCCGAGCCAACACACGAGAUGACCGAGUUGCCCGCAUUUCAGCCUCUAUGUCUCGUGGAAGACAGUCUUACAUGGACCGUAUCGUCUACCUCCAAGACACUAUCCCAGAAGACUCGACACCGUUCUCAGAAGAUGAUAUAAAAGACUUGAUUGUGCGGUAUAUCAACCGAAGUGUUCCCGAAAUCGAACAAUUACAGAGCGAACGAAGAAAAGGCCGACCUCCCAGCAAGCGCGAAGAGGCCUUAUUACAACGGACAGAUGCCGAAAACAAGGAAUUCAAAACCGGCUUUUGGAUGCCUGACCUUAGUCAAGAGGAAGUGAUAAAAGGUCUCACGGCGUGGAAUGGAGACUGGUCCAGCCUCAGCAUGAUGAAAUUCAUCAGGAUCACCAAGGACGGUGGAAAACAACCGUCUAUCUUUCCGCCCAAGGGACUUUCAUAG